Molecule: messenger RNA, 727 nt
Organism: Penaeus indicus
Lineage: Eukaryota; Metazoa; Arthropoda; Malacostraca; Decapoda; Penaeidae
Product: protein NipSnap homolog 3B-like
Exons: 5
Cellular component (GO): mitochondrion
Source: RefSeq, a predicted model, not a curated record
AUGACACGAGGUUCCACAAGGAGCCCUACUGGUGCCUCGUCAACGAAGCCCAAGCUAGAGCCAGUCCAACCAGUCAGCUGUUUAAUCUCGGUGCUGUCGGCUGUACGAUCCUCCUCUCCAAGACUUCCUUACAAAAAUCAUAAAAUGGCACUGUGGCGGACCAUAGGCCUAUCAUCCAGAGGCACUGUGGCACGGUGUAGUCUGCAGAUUUCGUCCAUAAGGAGUCUGUCUGCGGCUACCAACCAGGAACCGGUUUACGAACUACGAACAUACACAGUCUAUCCAGAUAAGAUGCGGGAGUACCUGAACAUAACCAGCGAGGAAUUCCACUUGCGAACCGCCCACUCGAAGAUCUUGGGAUUCUGGACCUCUGAGAUCGGCGGGCUGAACCAGGUCGUUCACAUAUGGGAGUAUGAGAGUCUGGCCCACCGAUCGACCGUAAGGGCGAAAUUGGCAGGCGACAAAGAGUGGUUAAGCAGAUACGUGAGUCGAGUGGCCGGCAUGUGGCAGCAACAGGAGAACAGCCUCAUGACCCUCCUACCUGGCACCUCCUUGGCACUCCCCUCUGGCACUGGUGUCUACGAGAUCCAGACGGUGAACCUCCAGGGCGCGGGCUGGUCCGGCGCCCUCAGGAACUACGUGAGGGCGUGCGGGGAGGGCGAGGGCGCGCGGGCGGUCGAGGGAACGGCGCUGGUCGGGGCGUGGAAGGGCGUGUUAGGACCGGCCA